AUGUCACUAGAUAGAAUCAGAAAGAGCUUUAAAUCAUUUCUAGGCUUUAAUAAUAGUCCUUAAAAUGAACACUCCUCUCAAGCAUCCAUAUCCAUUCCUCAAGAAUUCAAAUCCUCAAAUUCAUAAUCAUAAUGUAUUAUCAAAAAUAAAUUUGUUUAAAUUGAAAAAAAAUAAGAACGUAUCAAUCCUUACAAGAAAUCUCUUGACCGCUUAAAAGAAUACUAUAAAACUAUGGUCAAAGGAACAGAUUUCACUAAAUGCCCUACAAUCUAAUAUUAGAAUAAUCAAGAUGAAGUAAUAUUGCUCUCUAUUAACUUUCAAGAAACCUGUUAUUGAUCACAAAAUUAAUAACCCUAGAUGGAAGAGAGAUGAUUAAUCUUAAGAAUCCUAUUCAUAGAGUUUAAAAUAGAGUUCCCAUUAUGACAUACCUUAACCAUCUUUUGUUUAAUUCCAAAUCAAACCAACUAAAAAUUAAAUCCAUGAUUCUUAGAUCCUCUCAUAAUCAAGAGAAAAAUAAGCAUCAAUUAAUUUUUAAAAAAAACUAUUUCUCUCCUAUUUAGAAGAUAAACCCAUCAAUUAUAAAGAAUUUAAUACAAAUAUUACAAAUGAAGAAAAAAAAAAAAAAUCAUCUUAAAUCUCCAUUCGAAGAGCUGAAAGCACUACAUUAGAUGAUUUAGAAAGUUUAAAAGGUAGAUAAACUAUACAAAAACCAGAAAAUAAUUUAAACCAAAAUGAUGAUGAAAAUUUAAAUGCAUAAGAAUCUAUAAUUAUUAAAAAAUAGCCAAUAUCAAAAUUUAGUAAAUUANUCGCCUUUACCAUCAGAUGUAAUAGUUUCUAAUUUGACAACUAAAUGAUGUUAAUAAGCUUUAGAAUGUUUGACUGCAUGAUUAUUUCCUCCUGA
Messenger RNA from Paramecium sonneborni, 901 nucleotides. The record is from the annotation of a GenBank genome assembly. NCBI's taxonomy places the organism in Eukaryota, Ciliophora, Oligohymenophorea, Peniculida, Parameciidae.